Molecule: messenger RNA, 1301 nt
Organism: Folsomia candida
Lineage: Eukaryota; Metazoa; Arthropoda; Collembola; Entomobryomorpha; Isotomidae
Exons: 3
Coding region: 212-805 (197 amino acids)
Source: RefSeq, a predicted model, not a curated record
GCGAGCUUCCUUCCUCGUCCAUCCUCCUCCUCUCUGAACUUUUAGCUUCGCUUUUUCUUCGUCGUCUCUUUCACUCGCAAGUAACGCAACAAGCCGGAACAACCACCUCACCGUUCGCUCUCUUCGAUUCGUUUCCGUGUCGUCAGUCAGUCAGUCGUAAAAAAUAUCGUUAUAUUUAUAUUUCAGAAGUUAAAAGAAGAUACCAAUCAAAAUGGAAGCCGUUGAAUCCGUUGCCGUUGAAAUCAGCAAGAACGAAUGUGUGGAUGCUGAGAUCUCGACCAAGAUCAUCGAAGAAGAAGAUGGUGGAGCGAAAGGUUUGAAAAGGAAGCUUGAAGAAAUCUCCACCCCAGCCGUCGAGGAAGAAAGCAAGGUGAACGGAACCACUGAUGAGAAGACUGAAGAGAACGGUUCCUCGAAUGGUCAUGCGGUCGAAGGCAAAAACGGCCAUACAAAUGGCACAUCUGAAGUCACGGAGUCUCCAGUGAAGAAGGCUAAGACGGAUGCGGGUGAAGAGGAGAUUGUUUCCACCACCGACAAGACUGAAAUCGAAACUCCCACUGAGACUGCUACCACGACUGAGGAAAAGAAGGAAGAAAUUGUGGAGAAGAUUGAAGAUGAAGUGAUGCCCAGCGACGAGGCUAUUAAGGUUGAUGCCGCCGCCACCGAGAAGGCUGAAGAAGAGAAAAUUUUGGAGGACAAGCUGGAAGUCGACUCAUCGGCAACGAUUGAAAAGGAAGAAGCUAAAACGGCAGCUAUCCCAACUCAUGAGGAGGCAAUUGCUGAAGAGGGGGAAAAAGGGGAAUAACUUAACAAUUCUCUUUAAUAACUAAUAAUUUACUUAAAAACCUUUACGUUAAUUUUUUAUUCCUACUCCUACGAAGAAGUAUUAUCAAUUAUAACUAAAUUCUCGGGUUUGUAUUUGCAAGUUUGAUUUUCGAUUUUUUUUACAUUUUUUAUACUUAACGCUCUGAAAUGGAGUUUUUUAAUGGUAACUUGCCAUUUUCAAGCUUUUAUUUCUUAAAGCUAUUGACUGUUUGGUAAACUUUUGUGUUCAGUAUGCAUUCUAAUUGAAGUUUGUGUUACCAUUAUGUAUUCUUUUUCAAAAUUGGUCCGCUUCUAAUGUUUUUCUUUAUUCGAGCCAAAUUUUUGUUAGUAAACCUAUGAAAAUUAAAUUCUGUCCUUCUGGACUUGGUGGCUAGAUUGACUUUGUGUCUAUUUAGUAGUAUAUAUGGAAUUGAAUGUUGAUAUGGAAUUUCUUUUUUGUAUUAAAAAAAAGUAGGAGUAAAGAUUUGUAAUUACAA